AUUUGGCCGGGCGCGAAUAAGGACGACUGCCAGAGAACUGCUAUCGAAGGUCUCGGGGGUGUUGGCAAGACACAGCUUGCGCUGGAGGCUGUCUAUUUACUCCAUAACCAGCAUCCAGACUGUUCUAUCUUCUGGGUGCCGGCAAUCGACGUGGCUACUUUUGAAAACGCCUACCGUGAUAUCGGUAGACUGCUCCAAGUUAAGGGAGCUGGAGAAGAUAAAGCGGAUAUCAAGCGGCUUGUUAACACGACUUUAAGCGAAGAGAGUAGCGGCAGCUGGCUACUAGUUAUUGAUAAUGCGGACGAUAUCGAGCUGCUCUUUGGCGAAACUGGGCCAUUAAGCUAUUUGCCAUUCAGUCGAAAUGGCUCAAUUCUUUUCACAACACGGAACCACAAUGCAGCAACCAAGCUGGACAUCUCGACGGAGAGUAUUAUCCGUGUGGAAGAAAUGGAUGAGGCUGAAGCCCUCGGCCUACUCCAAAAAGGCCUAAAGGAGACCCAGAUGAGCAAUAUAGAGGCCACGAAGAGAUUGCUUAAGUUCCUGGCAAACUUACCACUGGCAAUUCGGCAGGCAUCAGCGUACAUAGCGACGACAGAUAUUUCAACUUCAGAGUACCUCGAGCUUUGCGAGUCAGAUAAUGGGGAUAUGAUUGAAUUGCUGAGCAGGAAUUUCGAAGACCGACAUCGAUAUAAGGAGAUUCAAAAUCCAGUGGCCAAAACAUGGCAUAUCUCAUUUCGCCAAAUCUCACAGUAUAACACACUAGCGGCAAAGUUUCUUAAAUUCAUGAGCAUCUUGGUGGAGAAAGAUAUCCCAAAGUCUCUUUUGCCUACGGCCAGAAACAUAGAGGCCAUAGAAGCAAUUGGCACACUAAAGGCAUAUGCAUUCAUUAUACAACGAGACGAGGAAAAUUCAUUUGACAUACACCGUCUUGUGCGACUAGCAAUGCGAAACUGGCUAGAGAAGAACGGGGAACUGAAGGAGUGUGUGACGUCUGCGAUACAGCAGCUUAAUCAGGUCCUUCCGUUUCCAAAGCAUGAGAAUAGAGACGUAUGGAUAAAAUAUCUACCGCAUGCACAUGCUGCCUUAGAACUUCCAGAAUAUUUGGCAAUCAAUGAGAGAGAAGCUCGACUUUCUUUUAAGGUAGCCGAGGGCAAUUAUAUACUAGGACGAUAUCAGACAGCAGAGGAUAUAUAUCGACAGACACUUAAGGUUUACGAGAAGAUGCUUGGCAAAGAGCACCCGUUAACACUUGAUAGUAUGGAUAACCUUGGGGGUGUGCUUAGCAACCUAGGCAAAUAUAAAGAAUCAGAGGAGAUGCAUCGACAGACACUCGAGAUUCGCAAGAAAAUGCUUGGCAAAGAGCAUCCAUCUACUCUUAAUAGUAUGGGUAACCUUGGGGUUGUGCUUAGAAAACUAGGCAAAUAUAAAAAAUCAGAGGAGAUGCAUCGACAGACACUCGAGGUUCACAAGAAGGUG
Molecule: messenger RNA, 1476 nt
Organism: Trichoderma virens Gv29-8
Lineage: Eukaryota; Fungi; Ascomycota; Sordariomycetes; Hypocreales; Hypocreaceae
Exons: 1
Molecular function (GO): protein binding; ADP binding
Source: RefSeq, a predicted model, not a curated record